CGUUUAUGUUAGAUACUGCAUCAACAUUGGAACUACAUUAAGUAUACAUUUAGUAAAACCUAAGUUGACAGUACAGUGCUGAAUUUAAAUUCGUUUUACACUAUAUUGUUUACAAACAAUAGUAAUGCGGAAGAAAGCCAAACACUGCGUAAUUUCAAUUUUCUAGAAAAUCGACCCCCUCAGUUUAUCAUUCCAAGUGCAGUAUACGCUAUCUUGAACAAUGACUUCAAAAUUCAGAUUAUGGCAGUAGACCCUGAAAAUCAAGACAUGACAUUUACCUUGCUAUCAAAUGGAACUUUGAUUACAGCACGAAUCUCGAAACAAUUGCUUACAAUAACGAAUCUUAAAGAAAAUGGAACUGUUUAUGUACAAGUUCAAGAUGAGAUGGAUGGAAAGAAUAUUUUAAUUCUUCAAGUGAAUGCCUUCGAAUGUCCAUGUGUGCACAAUGGUAAAUGUUAUCAAAGCAAGUCCAUUGCAUAUCCUGUUCACCCAACAGAUUAUUUCUGUCAAUGUGAAGAUCCCUACACAGGUGACCGAUGUGAAAUACGUUCAAAUCCUUGUGAUGAACUGCCGUGUUAUCCAGGUCUCGAGUGUUCCACUGCUCAGAAUUCUGAAGGAUUUACAUGUGAAAAAUGUCCAACGUUGUUUCAAGGAGAUGGAAAACAGUGUGAACUAAAACCAACUGAAGGUUUAGUGGAAAUCAAAUUAAAUAAUAUUCGCCGUUUUUAAUCCACUCUAUCUAUACGUUUUAUCAUUCUGCUUUGACCAUAUAAACCCACCUCUCAGAUAAAACGCUGAAUACUUAGAGUAAUAAUAAAAUGUUUUGCUAAUAUAGAGAAAAGUUCAGUGGCAUCUGAAAUGACGUUGACAGAUCAAAAAUGGGAUGAUCAACUGAAAACAAAAACAUCGGAUGUGUACAAAAAUCUCGUAUCUCUAUUGACAAUUGAGGUAGGUAUGGUGCAAAAUUAAGACUUCAAAAUAUUGCUAAAGAUAUUAAGCAAACCUGUUUCAUCAUAUUAAUUUCAAGUUUGAGAGGCUUUACCCUUACGAAAAUGUCUUUUCACAUGUGAAGUGUUCCAAUUCCGCAUGUGAAAUACUUAAUUUCACAUUUGACAUUCAUUUUCACAUAUACAGCUAUUUCAAUUAAGGUUGUCCACGAGCAAAGCGGAAAAGUCGAAUACCAGCACGAAAGGCUGCUGGGAAUCGCUUUGAAAAUUCAUUAAUUUGUUAGCGAUUCCCAGCAGCCUUUCGCGCUCGUACUCGACUUUUCCGCUUUGCUCGUGGACAACCUUAAUUGAAAUAGCUGUAUACUUUUAGUUUCAUAAAUUAGUGAAACUCAAGUUUCAUAUAUGUAAAUCAACCCCAUAUAUGAAAAUCAAGAAUUUUCACUAAUUUUUCAGUUCGAGAUGUGUUUCACAAAAAUAUAUUUGUCUAUCAUACACAUAGUUACAUUAACCAAAAUUGUGGGAAAUAGCUGGAAUGCAGUUUCCGGGCCUGUAACUUUAAAUAGGAAGGUUCGUUACUUCGUCUCACUCCCCCCCCCCCCAAUAUGCCAAAUCAUAUGUAAAGGGUCCCUACCCGCCUUAAAUAUUUUAUCUUCCCAAGAAUAUUUAUUAUAUUUGUAGAUAAGAAAUGUUUACAAGAACCGUGCUGCGUUUAGCUAUGUUAUCAUCAAAGGAUUCAGGUAAAUGUUUUGAAAGUAGUUCGCGGUGAUCGAGAGGUUGACUCAAUCGCAACAUAUAAAUAAUUAAAACAUAAUGCUUUGAAAAGGGAUGACGGUAGCCAAGGGAAUCCUCGCUUUGCUGGCUGGUGAAUGAUGAUCCCUAGAAUAUAUUUAAACUAGGAGACAUGAUAAAGAAAUUGAGCGGAGUACACUAACAGUCUGUCGUAAAUAAAAUGAUAAUGGAUUCAUAAACUACGUUAGCGGGCAAGAGUGUAUCUAAUUUUGUGUUGUGUACUUUCACAGGCGCGGCAGUAUAAUUGUGGAGUUUGACCUGAUAUUUACUACGAAGAAAGUUGAAGAUCCCCUUAAACCACUGAUGGAAGUGGUGGAGACUGGCAAACUCGGCAAUAUGACAGUUAAAAUGAAGACUAUACCAGGUAGUAUAAGAAAUAGAAAUACCAAACAAAAUUCGCGUAUAUCUAUUUAAAAUAGGUGACAUGCAUAUAUGAUACAUCCGAUAUAUAAUAAUUAUCUUUCUUGUCCCAUGAAAACGUAUUAAGUACGCUAUGGUCAAUGCUAGUCACGACAUAUUCACGUUUUCGGAGACAAAGUCUUUAAACAUAUUGUUAAAUCCCAUAAACGUUUCGAAACUGCCCGCCUGCUUGACAAAAAAGCCUGUGAUAGAGUAAAAAAUCUUACCUGCUAGAAAUAUAGAUUGAAUUUGACCUAACUUUUAUUACGGCUGAUGUAGAUGAGACAAAAGAUGACUCGAGCGAAGACAAAAUUCUUGGUCUGGACAAAACAAUCUUUUUUGUGAUUGUCGGCGCCGCUGUUGUGUUUAUCUUGAUGAUCAGUGUCGCAAUCUACCUUCGCAUUAAACGACACCGAACCCACAGGGAGGCUAACCUCAGGACGAGAAUACUUAACACAAGCGACAAAAAGGCACAAGGAAUUGCGUUCCGGCCAGCUGGUCAAGGUAGUGACGAAGAGAUGGACCUGGAAGUGCUUGAUAAUGAGCCUCUUCAUCUUGAUGAGGAAAUCAAAAUACAGCCUUGAGUCCAGCUUGUGUCCACGAUAUUCCAAGUUCGUUUUCUUUUCGCUGUAAGAAAGUUUGUCAUUUAAACUUUGCAUGAUUUUCAGCUUUAAAUUAAUAAACUGUAAAUCUAGAUGUUGUAAGAACAGGGCUCGCAAAAUCUUUGCGAAAGGGAUCAAUUAUAGACCUGCAUUGAUCUUUGGUUGCCUAAAACCGUUUUUAUUUAUUAAAAGGUCCCCUACCAAUUUUGAUAAAAUGUCAAUUACUCUAAAAAGAAUCGACGUUACGGUUAGUAUAACAUAAAACUAAAUACAAUAUAUGACUUUAUGUGUGACAACUCUUUUGGAAGAAGACAAGUUAUUUCAUGCCUUAACAAAUUAUUAUCAUUAUCUGGAAAUGUAUUUGUUAAUUCGUUCUCAUUCUCCAUUCUACUUUUCGAAUGAUUGACGAAAUAACAAAAUCUUAUAGAACUAUUCAGUUAUUUAUUCUUAUCAAAUCGUAACGCAUGUUAUUCCUAUCGGCAUGUAAAUUAUGAAAGAGCUUCUUUUCCGCAUUCUAUUUAGUACAGAAAAUACUAGAAAAUGGAUACCAUGUCUAAUAUAUUCACGUGUAUUAAUCCUCUAUAUUAAUAUGUAUAAGUAAUAAAAAAAGUUUUGGUUACGCCGACAAGAAUUGCAAUUUUGCAAGCUCUUUGCAAUUACGAUUUGGGUGUUGUUUUCGUGUUUAAUUUAAAUAAAGUAAACGAAGUAUAGUAUGUAAGAAUAAAAAAAUACAACCAGUAUAUAGCAUCGUAAUUAUUAUCUAUUGAAGUAUAGGAGCUUAAAAGUAGUUUGUGGUCGGAUUUAAGAAAUCUAUACCUAACAGUGAUUUGACGGUGGACUGUAAAUUAUUAUUUCAUCCUAGAAGAAUCACUAUAAUCGUGUAAUUUGUAUCAUAGCGAGUGUAUUUUUUAUGUAACACCUGUUAACACAUUGAUGAAAUACAAUAAAAGCAGGC
Paramuricea clavata is the source of this 3692-nucleotide messenger RNA. NCBI's taxonomy places the organism in Eukaryota, Metazoa, Cnidaria, Anthozoa, Malacalcyonacea, Plexauridae. The record is from the annotation of a GenBank genome assembly.